AAACACACUAUUUUAAACGCUUUAAUGAUAUGUAAACAUAUUUAAAGCGCAGCAAAAUGGCAAUGAGCACGAUGCGAGGCUUUGCCGGAAGCAUCGCGAGUCAUACAUAUAGCGGCUUCCUAAACAAAACUACAGCUGCCAAUGCCAGGAAUUUUAGAACUACGUUAAUACGUAGAGUUGGAGCAGUGCCAAACGCCGCCGAUUUACUCAAACACAGCAAAAUAAUCACAAACGCCAACAAUCAACCUCCAUGUGAAAUUACCACGCUGAAAAAUGGACUUAGAGUGGCAUCUGUAUGGAUGCCAGGGAACUCGACAACAGUGGGAGUAUGGAUAGAUAGCGGCAGUAGAUUCGAGACUAAGGAAACCAAUGGAGCUGCACACUUUCUGGAGCACAUGAUCUUUAAGGGAACUAAAAACAGAUCAAGGCUGGAGCUCGAGGAGGAAAUUGAACAGAAGGGAGCCCAUCUGAAUGCAUACACAGCCAGGGAACAAACAGGGUACUAUGCAAGGUGCUUCAAUAAAGAUGUGCCCUGGUGCACAGAACUGCUCAGUGAUAUACUGCAAAAUAGCCUAAUUGAACCAAGCCAGAUGGAAGCUGAAAAACAUGUAAUACUGCGAGAAAUGGAAGAAGUAGAAAAGUCAACAGAAGAAGUCAUAUUCGAUAGAUUGCACAUGACAGCAUUCAGAGAUAGCUCGCUGGGAUUCACUAUCCUGGGACCAGUGGAAAACAUACAAAACAUGAAGAGGGAGUACCUAGUGGACUACAUACAAAAGAACUACACAGCCGAUCGUAUGGUAUUCUGCUGCGUAGGUAACGUGGAGCAUGACAAGGUUGUUGAACUAGCAGAAAAACACCUGUGUACCAUACCACAAGGAACUGGGAAGGUACAAUUGGAGAAACCAUACUUUGUAGGAUCGGAAUUACUCAACAGAAAUGAUGAUAUGGGACCACACGCGUACCUAGCAGUGGCAUUCGAAGGAGUGUCGUGGACUAACCCGGACUCUGUCUGCUUCAUGCUCAUGCAAAGCAUCAUUGGAAGCUACAAAAAGAACCAAGAAGGUAUUGUACCAGGAAAGGUAUCUGGAAAUAAAACUGUACAUGCAAUUGCCAACCGGAUGACAGUGGGUUGCGCAGAAGCAUUCAGUGCAUUCAACACGUGCUACAAGGAUACCGGACUCUUCGGGUUCUACGCACAGUGCGACGAAGUUGCAGUCGACCACUGCGUUGGAGAACUCAUGUUCGGAGUCACAUCAAUGUCAUACAGCAUCACAGACGAAGAAGUGGAACGCGCUAAAAGGCAACUCAUGCUACAGUUCCUCUCAAUGAACGACUCCACAUCAACCGUAGCUGAAGAAGUAGCACGACAAAUCAUCGUAUACGGCAGACGAAUGCCAGUCACAGAGUUCUUACUCAGACUCGAACAAAUCGACGCAGAAGAAGUUAAACGGGUAGCAUGGAAGUACCUACACGACCACGAAGUGGCAGUCACCGCCAUGGGACCACUACACGGAAUGCCUUCACUUAUCGACAUUAGACAAAAAACAUACUGGCUGAGGUACUAAACAAAGCCAAACAACACA
Babesia bovis T2Bo is the source of this 1583-nucleotide messenger RNA. Its product is annotated as mitochondrial processing peptidase family protein. Gene Ontology annotation, molecular function: metalloendopeptidase activity; metal ion binding. Gene Ontology annotation, cellular component: mitochondrion. The record is from RefSeq and is a predicted model, not a curated record. Gene Ontology annotation, biological process: proteolysis. Lineage: Eukaryota; Apicomplexa; Aconoidasida; Piroplasmida; Babesiidae. Bases 57 to 1565 code for a protein of 502 amino acids. The transcript has 6 exons.